UAAUCGGUGUAAUCUGUUCUUAACAGUCAUACUUUUCUUUCUCCAAAAGGGUAUAUACUGUUUUGAUCGCACACAUUCAGUUCAGUGCCAUUUCGAUGAAAGAUGUACAUGCAUAGUUUAUCAAAUGCAUGUAAAGGUCGACUGUUCAGGGAAAAAUAUUACAGAUAUUCCAGCUUUACCUGAAAAUAUCAGCCGUUUGAAUCUUCAACACAACAGUAUAAGCGAAAUUCAAGCCAAUACAUUCUUACAAUCAAACAAGCUCAUAGGUUUAGAUCUUUCGUUUAAUGAAAUAUCUAGUUUGAUGCCACAAGCCUUUAUCGGACUAAUAAGUUUGUUGUACCUGAAUCUAGACCAUAACAAAUUGAACUAUAGUGAGGUUACAUUACCAAAAGGCGUUUUUAAACCUCUCGUUUCUCUUACACAUCUUAGUAUAAAGUUUAACAUUGAUCAAACCGAUUUGACCAGUAGUUGUUUUAACUUACCCUCUGAAACAAUAGCAGAUUUAUUAAUGCUUGAGACAAUAGAACUCGAUGCCUCUUCUAAGACUGCGAAGCAUUUUGGAGAGGGAUUUUCACAUUUACUUAAUCUUCAUUUCUUAUACAUUGGACAAUCAUUUGUGCUGCAAAUGUUAAACAGCACUUUCGAAUUUAUGACUUCGCUUCGUAGAAUUUUCGUCAAAUGUGCUAAAAUAGAAGUAGGCGAAGGAUCUUUUGCUAAACUAAAGCAACUUAAUCUAUUAUCUGUAGAACAUGAUAGCAUCUUUAAGUUGAACUUUAUUGAAUUUAUCCAAUUCGUUAAUCAAUUAAGAACUAUUGAAACCUUCAUAUUAACCAAUGCCUUGAUAAGUGAUUCAAUGUCCCUUUUCCCGUGGGACAUUGUUAACCUUGUUUGUCGCAAUACACCUUUGCGGGAAUUAUAUAUAACCCAUAACGGACGCUAUGAGUGGGAUUUCCCGAAAUAUCCAACAUCGCCAUCACCAAGACUUAAAGUAGUUGAUUUUUCAUACAGCAAAUUUGUAAACUUCGGUUUAAAUCUAACGAAUGUUAGGAAGCUUAUAUUACGUUACAAUACACUUGGAAAAUACUUUGCCAAUAACGGAUAUAUGAAAUCAAAUGAAAGUAGGAUAGAACAUAUAGAUUUAUCAUACAACUCCAUCUACAAGUUGUAUUAUCCGAUAUUUCAUGGACAGCCUAAUUUACAGAAUAUCGAUUUAAGUGGUAAUUUGCUACGGGAAAUUUCAUUCGACUUGUCAUACUCACUAAGUCUGGAGUCUUUGAAUCUGUCUGGAAAUUAUAUUAUGCUUUUUCCUGAAGCAACAAUGAGGAACUUAGACACAAUAUCAAAAUACAGGAAACUUACAGUAGAUCUGAGUCACAAUGACCUCCAGUGCAGUUGCUCUGCUUUAUCGUUUUUGUUAUGGAUAAGAAAUGGACCGGUUCAUUUUCAUCAAUUUGAACACUACAAAUGCUCUACAUCUGCUGAGUCAUUAGAGUAUCGAACAGUGCAUGAUGCAACGACGCAUUUACAAAAGGAAUGCAUAAACACGAGCCAUGUUCUCGCUGAAGCUUCAUCCUUGCUUAUUAUAAUGCUCGGUAUCAUUAUAGGAGCAAUAGUAUAUAGGCAAAGAUGGAAACUACGUUACAUGUUUUACUCUGCUAAGAGUAAAUACAAAAAAUACAAAGCCGUCGCAGAUGUAAUCGAGUACACCUACGAUGCAUUUAUAUCCUAUUCAGAAGACGACAGAUCAUUUGUGUUGACCGAUUUUAUUGAAAAACUUGAGAAAGAAGAGAAUCUUAGUUUGUGUAUCAAUCAUCGCGACUUUGUUCCUGGAGAUGAUAUAACUGACAAUAUUAUAAAUGCUAUUCAAAAAAGUAGAAAAACAAUUUGUAUUAUAAGUAAAUCAUUCUUUGACUCAUACUAUUGUAUGUUUGAAUUUAACAUGGCCAGAAUGGAAGGAAUACAUUCAAGAAAUGGAUUGAAUGUUAUAUUCCUGGUUCUUUACAAGCACGUGAGGUCAAAGGAUAUACCCUUAGUGAUUUAUGAACUCAUACAGAAUCAGUCAUACAUAGAGUAUCCUGAUGAUCCACAAGACACUGAUAAUUUCUGGGCGAAGGUCAAAGAAGCCGUUUGCGUAUAAAUGCUUUUUAUAUAUUUGAACAGAAUAGCUAUAUAACUCCAAUUAAGUAAUGAUGAUGCUGAUUAUUAGUGAACUUUACAUGCUAUAUUAAAAAUAAAUGAAAAAUGUUCCCUUACUUUUAAAUACAGUAAGAUAUGUUAGUAAACAUUUGAUAUUUAUUAUCCUGUUUCUUGUAAAAAAGAUAAAGAAUUAUAAAGAUGUUUCAAUUUU
Messenger RNA from Mytilus californianus (California mussel), 2347 nucleotides. Its product is annotated as toll-like receptor 4. The transcript has a single exon. The coding region runs from base 125 to 2137 and encodes 670 amino acids. Gene Ontology annotation, cellular component: membrane. NCBI's taxonomy places the organism in Eukaryota, Metazoa, Mollusca, Bivalvia, Mytilida, Mytilidae. The record is from RefSeq and is a predicted model, not a curated record. Gene Ontology annotation, molecular function: transmembrane signaling receptor activity; protein binding. Gene Ontology annotation, biological process: toll-like receptor signaling pathway; immune response.